UUAUAUUUCCUAAUACUACCCGUACACCAAAACCCUUCCCUCCCCUUAUAUAACACGCGCACACAACACAAAAAGAUGGAAAAAGAGAGAAACAAACCUACGGAAUACUUUGUGCGACGGUAAAAGAGAAGGAGAGAGCAGCCGCAGACCAGAGUCGGAAGGAAGGAGCUCGACACCGCCGCCGUCGUCCUGUGUCGCCGCUGCCAUUGGGAUCGCCGGAAACAGCCCGACUAAUUGAUUCUUGUUUUGUUUAAUUCGUCUAAUUAUCGAGGUAAUAUGAAUGAUGAAUAAGGAAAUAUCCUGGAGCGCAGCAAGGGCAGAGAGGUGGAUGGAUGCUGGCUGGAGGAGCUAUCUAAAUAUUUCCUAUGAUGAAUCCAUCUUCGCGUUUUCCCUUUCUCGUGCCAGUGGUACUCCACUUGAACCAUCUCCUUCUCCGGUUCAUGCUGAUUUCCCAUCUUCACCUGCACCUCAACCCACCAUCGUGACCUCCUCCCAGCCAGUGACAACACCUGUACUACAGCAACAGUCGCCAGAAUCCUCCGGGCAAUCCUCCCACUCCAAUGACAGCGACGAUGGGACUGCUCCGGAUAGUUCUUCAUCGCCCUCUCCCUUACCUCCUGUCCAUUCUAGACGACCCCUUUCUCACUUAUCCAAUUACUAUUGUCACACAACCCAGACGAUGACUCCUGUUGCUCCUUCCAUUCCCUCUUCCAGUUCUCCAGCCACCACCUUCACCUGUCUAUCGCUGCCGCCUCCUCCCACGGUGUUGGCCUCUCCAUCGAUCGAUUGCUGGUCUCCCGCACGCUCCCAUUCCUUUGACGGCUGGCGGAAGACGCUGCAGUCCCAAACCCUAACUUUGCGCCAGAUAAUUUUUUCGGGGAAGAACCUUACAAUGGGCUUCUCAGCAAGAAAUUUACAUCGUCAUCUUCCGCACCUUUGUCGUCCACCAAGGUCAAGAGUCAAGGCAACAAUUGUUUCAUUAUUACUGUUCGUUCGUCAGAGGGCAACAAAAAUGGUAGCUUUGGAAUUGAAACCUAGGGUUCCGGCAAAGGUUGAUGGGGUUGCACUUGAUCCACAGCCUGAUUGGAGCUUUGAUGCUUUAUUGCUGGAGCUCAAUUCAAUUGAAAGGAGGGUUGCCGCAUCUCCAAGAUUUCCAGCAUAUACCAAAACACAUUCUCGGCAUCUUUCUGCUUCAAAGAACCAUGUGGGGCGUGGUUUUGUGAUGCAGGUGGAAGAUACUGUAAGUGAUAGUGAAGAUGAGGUUUCUGAACAGUCUGUCACUGCAGGCAGGCACUUUACCCAUGGUGAAAUUUAUGUCAGUGAUACUGAUUUUUUCGAAGAUGAGGCAGCUCUUGAAAUUGAGCAACAUCUAAUGGAUAAAGUUGGCUGGGUGGAAGGGACUUUAUCUGAGCUAAUUCAUGACCAUCAUCGUAGCGUUAUGGAGGAAGUGAGAAACAAAGUAUUAGAGUUGGAAACAGAUCAGAUGGUUGAGCAACAUAUCUUUUCAUCUAAACUUCAAUUAAUUGAGAAGUAUGCUGGAACACUACAGGAAAUGGAUCGAAGACUUGGCAUGCAAUAUCAGCGCAAAAUUGCAGAAGCACUUGACGAUCACUUGAUAGCUGUACAAAGGGAUCAUGAACAUAGAUCCCAAAUAGAAGAAAAGAGAAUACGAGAUGAUGCAGCACAUGAAGAGGCCAAAAGGAGAGAAAAGGCUCUUAAGGAAGAGCAAGCUGCACUAGAAAAAAAUAGAGCAGAGGCAGUGAUGAAGGCAGAUGCUGAGAGAAUGGAAAAGCUAAAAGUUGCAGAGCUGGUGGCUCAGAGAAAAACAGCUGAGGUUGCCCAGAAGAAUGACUCUGAGAUCAGUAUGGAUAUUGCCAAUGAUGCUUACAAGGAUGCAAACAAGGACUCAAGGAAGGCAGUGGAAUUUCAACCAGAUGUGCAUAAUCCAUUACAAUCAACAGGAGAUAUUAUAAAAGGUGCGAAAAAUGCUUUGAAUUUAGAGGAGAAAAGAUGGAUGGCAUAUAAGGAAUUAACUGCAAAGAAUGAAGCAUUGGGGUUAGGCACCACAAAGGAAUAUGAGACGCAUCUAAAAGCAAUGAGAAGGAAUAUCAAAACCAUCUCGUGUUUGGAAGAAAAUGUUAGGGUCAGAGCAGAUGAAUUAAUUAGAUUAAUAAGUUAUUCACGAUGGCCUCAAUCCAUAAGCAUUGCAAUGUUUGCAGAACAGAUUAUCUUCUCAUUUGUGACGUGUUAUGGAGGUUCUAAUGGUCUUCAUUACGCAUAUGGUCGUGCAAUUGUUCUUGUAACAUCUCAGGUCCCAGUUGCUAUGGAUAUAAUCAUUUCUGAACUGAACAAAGUUUGUAUAUAUACUGUUCCAAAGUAUAUAGAGUACUCUACGUCAGUCUUCAAGACCAAAGAAGCUUACUGUAGAGCUAUUGGCUUUCAAGAAGAUGGAAAGUUUGAAUCUGAUAAUAGUUAUUUAAGUCGAUUACAUGCCUACAUGAAACUAUAUGGAGCUAUUGUUCAGACUGAAGUUGAAGGCUUCCAAAACUUGCACGGGCAUCAAGAAGGCUGGGCAUGGUUGGCCAGAUUCUUAAAUACAAUCCCUGCAAACUUGUACACUGCUGCUGCCUUAAUUGCCUUUCUUGAAGCGGCUGGUUUUGUGCUAUAUAGAAAGUACAAGCGUCAUUUUGAGAAGCUUUUAUACAUUAUCGCCAGAGACUUCAUGAAAGCAUUGGACGGUAAACAGUCAAGCGGAGUGAUCUCUGAGCUCUGUACUUACAUAGAGUCAAAGAAAUAUCUGAGUGAGCCGAAAGGGUGGCGUCUAAGUGAUCAUUGCCAAUCACAGGUUUCUUCUGUUUUUUAGAUUUGGAGCAGCCACAGCUGUAUGGUAGAUGGUUAUUUAGACAUUCUUCAGACUCUACUUCAAGUUGGUAUUCUUUCAAAGCACGCAUCACAUUUGAAGUUCCAAGAUCUGUGUUUAAUAGUUCAAGAUUCAUCAAGGCUCAUGAGCAAUUUUCUGAAUUUUUGCAGAUGUCUGUAAUUUCUGUGUGUACAGAUUCAGACCUGUUCUUUGUUGUAUACAUGCAUAACAAAAAGUUGCACAAUUCUUAUUAUUUUAAUUAGAUUCAAUACAGAUACUUCCGGAUU
Cuscuta campestris is the source of this 3147-nucleotide messenger RNA. NCBI's taxonomy places the organism in Eukaryota, Viridiplantae, Streptophyta, Magnoliopsida, Solanales, Convolvulaceae. The record is from the annotation of a GenBank genome assembly.